AUGAAGGUCUCUUUCAUCACUACCGUCCUUGCCGCCCUCCCGGCCUGGGUUAGUGCGGUCGCCAUCACUAACACCAACUUCAACGGCAUCGAGGCUGGCAAGCCUUUCGAGGUUACCUGGUCUGAUGCUGCUGGCCCCGUUUCUCUCACCUUGAAGGAUGGCCCCUCUGACAACCUCAAGACCGUCUCGGAGAUCACCUCUGGCCAGACUGGAGAGAGUUACACUUGGGUCCCUUCUUCCUCGUUGCCUUCUGGCACCUACGCCCUCGAGAUCAAUGACGGCACCGAGGUGAACUACAGCCAGCAGUUUGAGAUUUCCGGCGGCUCUGCUAGCAGCAGUUCAGUCAGCACCACAGCCUCGCAGACUAGCACGUCCUCGGCUGUCUCGUCGACUGUUACCUCUAGCAGCGCCACCGUCACUAGCAGUGAGACUUCUUCGACUCCUACUAGUUCUAGCACGUCGUCUGGGUCUUCCAGCUUCACUACCAGCACCAGCAGUGGUUCUAUCACCUCGUCUAGCACACAUGCUAGUUCCACUUCUUCCGCUGCCAAGACCUCGUCUGCUACCUCCGAGACAGCCGUGCCCAACACGAAUGCCGCUCAGACGGUGGCUCCGUUUGUGGCCCCGAUGCUUCUCGCAGUUGGUGCGCUUUUCGUGUAA
Messenger RNA from Daldinia childiae, 660 nucleotides. Its product is annotated as putative extracellular matrix protein. Lineage: Eukaryota; Fungi; Ascomycota; Sordariomycetes; Xylariales; Hypoxylaceae. The record is from RefSeq and is a predicted model, not a curated record. Bases 1 to 660 code for a protein of 219 amino acids. The transcript is spliced from 3 exons.